GACUGAAGUGCGGUGUGGACAAACUCUCGGUUCACUUCGCAAGAUGCGGGAGCAGGAGGCCGCUCCGUUUUUGCGGCAAGAGGCGGGGCCCGGUCACCGCGGCGAUGCGAUGCGGCAGCCGGAAGUGUGGCGGCCGCAGCUUUGUGCCUGGUAGCUGCAUGAAAACACCGCCAACAUGUCCUCGGAGGAGUUCGAGAAGAUGCAUGAGGCGUACACAGGGGUUUAUGAGGAGUUGAGGAGCCAGUACGAGCAAGUGACCGGGUGCUCAGGAGAACUGAAGAAAAGAUUUCUAAGGGAGAUAGAUGGAAAAGCUGAAGAAGCAAAUGAAAUAUUGGAUGGAAUGGAGAAGGAAAUAAGGAAUGCACCAUUAUCAUAUCGUAACCAGAUGAAUAUCAAAAUCCGAUCAUACAGAAAAGAUGUCAGCAAGUUACAGCGGGAUGCAAGAAAUAGUGAUUCUGGAUAUGGAGCACGUAGUGACUUCAAGUAUGCUGUGUACAGGGCUGAAAAUGAACAAAGUAAUCACUUAGCCUCUCAACGUGCUUUGCUAUUGCAAGGUACAGACAGUCUCAACAGAGCCAGCCAGAGCCUAGAUCGUUCACAUCGAAUAGCAGCAGAGACUGAUCAGAUAGGUUCAGAAAUAAUUGAAGAACUUGGAGAGCAAAGAGACCAGCUGGAACGUUCAAAAGACAGGCUAAUUAACACAGGUGAGAAUUUAAGCCGAAGUCGGAAAAUACUUCGCGCCAUGUCCAGAAGAAUUAUGACAAACAAACUGCUACUGGGUAUUAUUAUUCUUCUGGAAGUGGGAAUUCUUGGAACCGUUGUAUACCUCAAGUUCUUUCGCAAGCACUGACUCAAGUUAUGCAUGCAUAGAUAGGCUGCAAUGCUUGAGAUUCACAGUUGAAGAUGAUUUAUCUACAUGGGAGUACAUAAACCGAUGAACAAUUUUCACGUAUUUAAUCUGCUUAGAGGACUUCACUGCAAGACACCCCAUUCCAGGAGAUGUUUUUACAAAGGUGAAGCAGUUUAAAAUUGCAUUCAAUCAGUUCUUUAAAUGCUACUGCCAAUGACUACAUUGUAGCGAUGUGCAUAAAUUUUUAAUAAAGUCAUUUGAUACGCAACAUG
Hypanus sabinus (Atlantic stingray) is the source of this 1122-nucleotide messenger RNA. It is a transcript of the gene vti1b, whose product is annotated as vesicle transport through interaction with t-SNAREs 1B. Gene Ontology annotation, cellular component: SNARE complex; late endosome membrane; Golgi apparatus. The transcript is spliced from 6 exons. Gene Ontology annotation, biological process: intra-Golgi vesicle-mediated transport; vesicle fusion with Golgi apparatus; intracellular protein transport. The record is from RefSeq and is a predicted model, not a curated record. Gene Ontology annotation, molecular function: SNAP receptor activity; SNARE binding. Bases 176 to 850 code for a protein of 224 amino acids. Lineage: Eukaryota; Metazoa; Chordata; Chondrichthyes; Myliobatiformes; Dasyatidae.